ACCCCUCACUCUCUCUCUCUCUCAAACCCUUCUCUUUCUAAACCUCUCUUGCGCCUACAAAUAUGAGAAUAAUUCCCUUCUUGUUUUGCAGCUUCUUCUUGUAUCCUAAGUUUGUUUUGAUUUGACAAAUUACCCACACAUAGCUUACCCUUCAAAAAGAAAACAAAUAGACUCAUUUUCUUAUAAAUAUCACCACCUUCAGCCACCAAAGCUUGUAUUUUUCAGAUAAUUUUCUGCCCAUAUUAUACACAGGGUGAAUCUUGUAUUGGAGGCAUAGUUUCUCCAUGGGAAAGGCCCCAGCUUUCAUCGUUGAUGAUCUACAGAAUGAGUAUCAGAAUGGAUUUGGUUUUAAACAUGAGGACUGUGAAAUAGCCAUUACCAUAGAAGAUAAAAAAUACUUGAUUGGUGGUAGCGAUGAUGAAUCUGCAUUUUCUAUUGGAGUUCGAAUUUUUGACAAAGCUACUGGGAAUUGGGAAAUUCCUACUGUGCUGGGAACAAAACCCAAGCCAUGUAAAGGUCACUCAGCUGUGUCAUUGAAUGAUGGCCGAAUUUUGAUUAUUAAGAAGGGAUUUGCACCAGAUGACUGCAUUUGGUUUCUCGAGGUGGACACUGAGUAUGUUAAGAAGCAGAAAAAAGGUUUGGGGACAGAGGUUGUGGCCUGGAGUAAGGGUGUGAGGGGCAAUGUUGAGAGGCCAGUUGUCAUAAGUGGUCCUUCAGGUGUAGGUAAGGGAACAUUAAUAUCAAUGCUCAUGAAGGAAUUCCCAUCCAUGUUUGGAUUUUCUGUAAGCCAUACGACCCGAGCUCCAAGGGGCAUGGAGAAAGAUGGAGUGCACUACCAUUUCACUGAGAGAAGUGUUAUGGAGAAAGAGAUAGAAGAUGGGAAAUUCCUUGAGUUUGCUUCUGUUCAUGGAAAUCUCUAUGGAACCAGUAUUGAAGCUGUUGAGGUGGUAGCAGAUGCAGGGAAGAGAUGUAUUCUUGACAUUGAUGUUCAAGGGGCAAGAUCUGUGAGGGAUAGCACUUUGGAGGCAAUUUUUAUCUUUAUCUGUCCUCCGUCAAUGGAGGAGCUUGGGAAGAGACUUCGUGCAAGGGGGACUGAGGCAGAGGAGCAGAUUCUUAAGCGACUUGAAAAUGCAGAGGCAGAGAUGGAACAAGGAAAGUCAUCAGGCAUCUUUGAUCACAUUUGUUAUAACGAUAAACUUGAAGAUUGUUAUGAGAACCUCAAGAAACUCUUGGGGCUGGAUGGAACUGCAGUAGCUACCCAGAAGUUAUCACCCCAAGGGAUUAAUCUGCCUGUGGACCAUUCAGUUUCAAGGAUUGAUAAUAAGAUUAUCAUAAAUUGUGGAGCACCAGAACUAGAGAAGGCAUCAAAGAGCUUGAUUGUCUUGGAUGUAUCCUCACUCAAGGGAGGGGCACCUGGACGGACAAGGGGACUUGAUGUGUACGCCGUCGACUCAUUUUCAGAUGGAUUAAAUGGGAUCAAUCAGCUGAGCUAACAUCUGGAGUCAUCCUUCAUUGAUGCUAACUUGGUUUCUCAAGUUCAUAAUUUUCUUCAAUCUUUGCUUAUAUAACUAAGAAAAGGAGUGGUGACAAAAGGCUCUAGAUAUGAAUUUGCAUGAUAAUUGCAUAUCUUCCUUCUCAGUUCUUGUCGUUUCCAUUUUUUAAUCAUUCUUUCCCUUGCAUUUGAACAAUUGUUAUUUCCCUUGAUGAGCAAUGAGAGAUGAUUUACGA
This is a messenger RNA of Hevea brasiliensis (rubber tree), 1728 nucleotides long. RefSeq names its product guanylate kinase 2. The coding region runs from base 285 to 1493 and encodes 402 amino acids. Gene Ontology annotation, molecular function: GMP kinase activity; protein binding. The record is from RefSeq and is a predicted model, not a curated record. Lineage: Eukaryota; Viridiplantae; Streptophyta; Magnoliopsida; Malpighiales; Euphorbiaceae. Gene Ontology annotation, cellular component: cytosol. The transcript has 11 exons. Gene Ontology annotation, biological process: purine nucleotide metabolic process.